Messenger RNA from Gregarina niphandrodes, 3204 nucleotides. RefSeq lists its product as hypothetical. The transcript has a single exon. Bases 1 to 3204 code for a protein of 1067 amino acids. Lineage: Eukaryota; Apicomplexa; Conoidasida; Eugregarinorida; Gregarinidae. The record is from RefSeq and is a predicted model, not a curated record.
AUGUGGUCAAGCGAGUCCCAGAUAACUGAGUCCCAGAUAACUGAGUCCCAGAUAACUGAGUCCCAGAUAACUGAGUCCCAGAUAACUGAGUCCCAGAUAACUGAGUCCCGCGUUCCGGAAUUCCAGAUGGCUGGGUCUCAGGUGGUUGGGUCCCAGUUAGUUGAGUCUCAGGUGGUUGAGCCUCAUGUGUUUGAGUCCCAUCCCUGUGCAUGGAAGCCCGGAAAGUCGCGGUGCUGUGGUUCGUCUUGGACGGGACACUUUUGGAAACAGUUGGAGCCGGAGCAUUACCGUGCGUUGAGGGCCAUCUUUACGUCGCGUUCUUUUUUCUCUGAGUUCUCCACGGAGUUCCAUAUGGCGGCUGUCAACUGCGGCUUCAACCAUCGAGAGUGGAGCCUGUUUGAAGGCCGACCGGUGUAUUUGCCAAUGGCCGGAAGGUUGACCCGCUUUGGUAAUGAGAUAUGGUGUCCAAACCGGGAGUCCGAGACCAUACCCGGGAGCCCGAAGAAGAGUGCGGCGGCAACAAGAACGCGUGAUUUUGAAGCAUAUCGGGCGUUGCACGGAUCCCUGUCUGAAAGUGAAUGGAAGCGGAUGAGGUCAGUUGAUUUGCCGAGCUUCGAGAGAUGCAAUUUGGCAUACGUGGAGUUAGCUGCAACCAUUUCAUUAGUCUUCGAGGCGCCUUACGGCACAUUGGAUCAGGCUAUGUUGGAUAAUGUUGCUACAAUGCUCCGACAUGGCCGCCGCAACCCUAAAGUACCCUUUUGGGUAAGUGGAUGUUUGUUGCAACAUUGUGGUGUAACACUAGAACGUUUGGUGGAGUUCUGCGUGAGAGAUUUGAAGUACCGGUCAGCUUGGACCCCCGAACGUCCGUGUCAAUUUGAAUGCAUGCGGACGCAAGCGCCUCCUGUGGAGAAGUAUCUUACAAGACCCUGUACGGGUCUGCGGGAGAAGCUGUUCAAUAGACUAGCUGGAUUGCCAACAGUGAGUGCAAGGGUGUUCGGUGGCAUGACCAAAAAGACACUAGACGAACUGCUGACCGCAAAGCCAAAUGGACCUGUCAACCCCACGACUAGGGCUUUACGAUGGGCCAUUGAGUACUGGCGGCAGCUGGACAAGGAGAACUACCAUUUACUUUCUCAAUUCGUCGGCGUGACACACGUAAGCCAACGACGGCAUUGGAAUAAACUCGUCCCUCGCUUAACGUCCCUGUCCCGAUUCGAACCGCGGCAGUGGACUUACUGCCAAAGCAGUGAUAAGACUAGCACUCCAGUCUACGUACCCACCCUCCCGGUCAUGACGACCAUGUCCAAAAACUUGGUGAGGGGACAACCUGGGAGUACGGAAGUUAUGUUUGGUGGAUACCGCAAGAUUCACAGCGCGCUAUCUGAAGCGCAGUGGAAGACUUUGAGGACUGUCGACGCGGCCAGCUUCAAAAAAUGCCGCCUGGAUUAUGUCGAAUUUGGCGCUAUCAUUUCCCUGUUCUUCGACACGCCUUUUGGGCUCGUUAACGAACAUAUCAUGGAAUCACUAACACCGAUGUUCGACAUUGCCAACAGGUAUCAACAUUUCCAGCACUGGAUCACCGGGUGUUUGCUGCAACACACAGGCGUUUCCACACAAGAUCUCGCUGUGUUUUGCGUGACUCAACUUAAGUACAACCCCCGUUGGGUCUUCGGGUCGCACCGGCUGCUGGAAUGCUUGAAGAAGACCGAAUGCAGACUGCCUCAGUAUCGCGAUGCCAAAAUGUUGGGCCCCUCAGAAUCAAAUGUGCAGCAACUGGUCCUGGACUUGCUAAGCAAAAGGCUGUCGGGUCUGCCCACCGUUUCCCUGGAGGAGUUCGCUGCCUUGGACCAGGCGACGCUGGACCGCAAACUAGCGGCAGAGACCUCUUGGCUUUCUCCCUGGACGUCCCUUCAGACUUUCUCCGAGACAUUGUUGGGGACAUCCCCCAACACACCCCCGGAGGCGACUCUCGGAACACCCCCGGGGACGUCGUCCGAGACGUCCUCCAACACACCCUCCGAGACGCCGCCUCCCAAGACACCCUCCGAGACCUGUUGCUUGGCUGCCGAUGCUCUUGCCCCGGUCCCGGUCCCUGCCCCGGUCCCUGCGGCGGUCCCCUCAGAAGUGGACAUAGAGACAGAGUGGGCAGGUUUAUACUGGGAGCGACUGAGCGCAUCGCGGUUCGCGGCGUUGCCGAAGACACCGGCGGACACGGCACCGCAUCGUUGGGUGAUGCGGCGGGUGGCGACUGCGAGAAUGGUGGAUCGACGAUGGACGUUGUUGUACGGAUCGACGUACAACUUGUCGCGGCCAUUGUACAUUCCGACGUUGGGCUGUCCAAGCCGGUUAACGUUGAAAGGAGGUAUUUUCGAAGACGAGUUCGCAGCGUACUGUGCAUUGCAUGAGUUACUACCGCGAGAAGUCUGGGCCCGUUUCCGAGGCAUCGCGCAACCCGAUCUUGCGCGUUGUUCCGGCGUCUAUCUCGCACUCGCAGACGCUCUACAUGUGUUCUUCGACGCUCCCUUCGGACUACUCGAUGCCGCCGCUACCGAGUUUCCGGUCUGGGACACCGCGUGUUUGCUUCAACACACGAACGCACCCGUCGACCGCCUCUUCCAAUUUGCCAUGGACCUGUACACUCGCGCCCACGUCGCGGGACUUCCCGGUACAGACUGGGACGCACGUCGUGCACAUCUAUACAAAAGCCUCAACGACACACGCACCUUCUGCGCCGCCGACCUCUCUUUCAGCCAACGCGCUUUCCAACAGGACGAACCCGCAGAAGACCUGACAGGAAAAAGAACACAACAGAAAGGUCCGGAUUUACUGGCCGACAAGACGGAAUCGAAAGGAGCCAAUCAUGAAACUGACAAGCCCUCCAAGCGGAAACGGGGUAGACCGCGCCAGGAGGCGCCGGGCAUGGACGAACCGCGAUCGAGGAAGGGGAAGAAGGACGCAACCCGUCUGGACGCAACCCGUCUGGACGCAACCCGUCCGGACGCAACCCGUCUGGACGCAACCCGUCUGGACGCAACCCGUCUGGACGCAACCCGUCUGGACGCGACCAGCCAGGACCCCGCGGUGGAGGAGGGCCUCCCGAUGGAGGAGCAGGUUCGGUCGGUGUGGGAGGAGUUCGCACCGAUCAUCUCACAAUGUAUGGAUAUCCUCCUACAAGAGGAUAUCCUUGCGCAGCAGUCCCAGUGA